Molecule: messenger RNA, 8570 nt
Organism: Rattus norvegicus (Norway rat)
Lineage: Eukaryota; Metazoa; Chordata; Mammalia; Rodentia; Muridae
Source: RefSeq, a predicted model, not a curated record
AUGCGGCUAGCUAACGGUUUCCGCGCCGGCUGGCCGGCCGAUCGGGCUGUCCCGGAGCCCCGGAAAACAAAGGGGAUCCCCGGCCAUUGUCCUCCGCGCGGGCAAUGUCACAACCCGACCAACAGCACAAACUACUACCUCAGCCAGGGCCAUGGUGUGGGAGCCGGCGGGACACGCGGAGCCUCGUCCUCCUCUCCGCCGCCGGCUGCGCGCGCCGAGCGCCCCAGGGCGGAGGCUGCCUCCGGCGGGCCGGCCGCGCCCUCUGUCCGAGUGGAGCUGCGCUUGCCCGCUCGCCCGCUCGCCCGCCCGCGCGCGCCACGCCGCGGCUCCGCCGCUGCCCCCCCACCCCCGCCCGCCGCGUCGCACCCCGGAAGUCCCCGCGGACGCGCCCCGCACCCUCCGGGGGGCCCCGGCAGCCCGGCACCCGCGGCUCCGCGCGCGCCCGGUCUCGCGCUCCUGCUUCACUGCGGCCGGGCGAACCAUAGAGAUCCCUUAAAGAGGCUGGCGCGCUCCCCACCACGUGACCGCCCGCCGCCCCCCGCCGCCAUCUUACAUCCGGGGCACCGCGCCCGCUCUCCGCCCGGGCGAGCCUCGGGGCUCGCGGGAAAGCCCGCUACGGGCGGGGACUCCAGCCGCAAGCCGGGACCUGCUCGGGCCUCGUGCUGGGCUCCGUCUGCUCGGCGCGGUCGGCAGAGCCCUGGUGCUCUGGGCGUGAGCAGUAAAGAUGGCGGCGGGUGGGCCACGUUGCUCUCCGGCCGGAAAGUUCCGGCACCCCCUUCCCGCUCCGGCCGCCUGGCCCGCGGCGCUCCACCCCGGCGCGGCCGCAGCUGCUCGCCGCAGAAACUGGCGGGAAAGCUGUGUUGGGCGAGUCUAGUGCGCAGGCUCCCGGAACAUGGGGCGCCUGCCUUCUCCCUAUUUUUAGGCAAGGUUUGGAAGAGGGCCGACUGCAAUGGGGCUUCCCAUCCGUGUGGCCCAGUUUACUUUUUUGUUUUGCUUCUCAUUUACAGGUUUUUAAAGAUUUUUUUUGUUUGUUUUUAGAAGUCACUAAGAUUUGUCAGAUAAAAUACAGGAUGUCUUGCUAAACUGGAAUUCCACAUCCACGAAUGCUUCCCCCCCCCCGCAUAUGUAGAUUCCAUGUACUAAAAGGGGGAUGGUGUCUGAAUUUCACAUUUAUCUGCCGGUCUGUUUUAGUGCAUUUGGCAGUUCCAUUAGUCAUAAAGUUGCUGAAAAUCCACAGUACACAAGACAAGUACAGAAUGGUUAGAGAAAUGAGUGCAAUCUGGGAAGUUUCUCUAAACUUUAAUCCUGUCACAGCAGCCAGAUAACAAAACUCUGUUGCAAAAUUUGGUAAAACUACGUACGAACGCAUAUAUUUAAUUCAUUUUAGAGACCCACCUCACCCUGACCCAGUCCAGUAUAAUUUAGUACAACAGACCCUGGAGCCCAUACUAACACCAAUUAACUUUCACUACAAGGUAGACAGGACCUAAAUAAUUUUUUGAAGUACAAAUUUUCAAAUGUUUCAACCCACUUACAGGUUUCAGACAUAUUUCAAACUACCUGCCUGUUUAUGCUACGAGCAGAAUUCGUUAUACUAACCUUAGUAUUUAAAGCCAUCUCAAAUGUUUCAGUUAUUCCUAAUUCAUAUUUUUAUAUUUGAGUGCUUGUGUAACAUACUUGCAAUGAAAUGCUAAUUUCCUGUCUGCCGCACUGAUACAUAUGGAAAACUCACAGCAUCCUUUCUUAAUAAACAAUGACCGGGCUAACUCACCGCACAGUGGAUCAUGUUAUUUGCACCUUACCAAGUUUGUUGGCCACUGUUAGUGUGGAGUUUUUUAAGAGGCUAUCAAGCGUACAUCUGGUCUAAAAGACAAGAACAUCAAGAUGGGUUGAUUAGCUUGCUCAUGUAACAGAUGCUGCAAACAACAGGACCUGAAUUUGGGUAGACUCUCGGUCUUUUAACCACUAUGCUAAUGCUGAUACAAAACAAGCAACAAACCAGAUAUUUUAAACAAAUGUUUAAACCCUAUACCAGUGAAAAUUCCCAGGCAGAUCACACAGAGAAUUUCAAGUGCUCUUCCUGUCUCAGCCUCUGGAGGAUCAGAGGUUGCAUCUGUAUGUCUUGUUAAAAAAGAAGAUAUGAAACAGAAUUUGAGCUGUAGAAGGACGGUUUAGCACUGAUACAGAUGGGCAGUCUCAAAAACAGCUGCCCUGAAUUAGAAACAGCAACAACAGCAGCAACAACAGCAGCAGCAACAGCAACAGCAACAGCAACAACAACAGCAACAGCAGCAACAGCAACAGCAACAACAGCAACAACAGCAGCAACAGCAACAGCAACAACAGCAACAACAGCAGCAACAGCAGCAACAGCAACAACAGCAACAACAGCAGCAACAGCAACAACAACAACAGCAGCAACAGCAGCAACAGCAACAACAGCAACAGCAACAACAACAGCAGCAACAACAGCAACAACAGCAACAGCAGCAACAGCAACAACAGCAACAACAACAGCAGCAACAGCAACAACAGCAACAGCAACAGCAGCAACAACAGCAGCAGCAACAGCAGCAACAGCAACAGCAGCAACAACAACAGCAGCAACAGCAACAACAGCAACAACAACAGCAGCAACAGCAACAACAGCAGCAGCAGCAACAGCAACAGCAACAGCAGCAACAACAGCAGCAACAGCAGCAGCAACAGCAACAACAGCAACAGCAACACUCUUACAAUGUAAUGGCCUCAGACAGACUGGGACAAUAAGUAUUUUACUUAGCAGGCACAAGGUCCUGGUAAGUCAGAACUGUUCCCCACCUACCCCCAAUCUAACCCACAAGAGGGUGUGCGCUUUCAACUGGACCUCGGGUUCUUAAAGAUUCUCACAACUGAUACCUCAUGUCUUUCUAAUUGUACAUUUAUUUUUUCCAUUUUAUAUAUCAUUAGCAUUAAUAAGUAUCUGAAAACCAUUUCCCCAUUCUUUCACUUUGUAGCUUCUUCCAGAUUGACCACUUACAUAAUGAAUGCAGUGUAAGUACACAAAACACCAAUCAGAAAUGGUGCAGCAAUUGAUGCUCUGAACCUCACAGGAAAGGGAAAGCAAGCACAAGGUACACUAGAGAAAAGCAGGACUACUGAUCAGAUCAGAAAGAAACUUAUCAAGGAGAUUAUGGUCAAGGUUACCAAGUAAGACUGGGAGAAGACAUGUAGGCUCACCUAUGUGGGAACCAAACACAAACUGAGGGUCUGUGCACUCAACAGUUUUAACUAUGGAGCUAUGAAGAGACACCUACCCUACAUUACAAAGAUUAGGACUUGAGACCAAGAAACUUUUCUGAUUAUAUUGCAUAACUGAUAUAUCUCAGCAACACAGGAAUUGUGAGAAGCACAUACAGAAACAGUGGUAUGUAUGGUAUUACUUUCAAGAAUUGUGUUGGGAGCUAAAAAAGAAACCUUGCAAAAUGAGAUAAAUAUAUCCAGUCUGACAUAAACACCAUAUGGUGACUGCCUUGAGAAAGGAGUUGAGUGCCGUGUGCUAAAAUUAUGACACAGAGGGAGUAAAAGCUGCAAAGAAAAUGGAAUUUGUACUUGGGUCUAAAUCUUAAUAUCUUAUUUUUUUAGACAAGUGGAGUAAGACUGCAAUUGUAUGUCUUCUCAGUCUUUCUUCCACCCAGGAAAACUACACAGUAAGUAGUAAUUGCUAUUAUACUAUAGCAGUUUCCAAGUAAUGGCAGGGUUUAAGAAGUCUUUUAUGGAUACACCGUUUACUGAGUUUUAGUUUAAAAUAAAACUUUAGGCAACUAUUUGUAGCAACUGAAAAUGAUCUCAAAAUUCAGUAAUUUUCUUACUCAGAGAUCCCAUCAUGCUCAGCAGUAUAAUAGAGAAUGCUUCAAGGCCUCUGUUACCAUGCGCAACAGUAAUACCAAAAUAUUCCAGGAGUACUCAGAAAUAAGACAAACACUCUGGUCUUCGGUCAGAAUCACCAGCUGUAUGAUUUAAUUUUAUGUUUGUCUAUGUUACUGGCAGGUAUGCCCGCUCACCACUUGUGUGCAUGCUGGUCAGGCAGGCCUGAGGAAGGUGUCAGGUCCCCUUGAACUGGAGUUGGAUGGUUGUGAGCCACCAUGUGGGUGCUGAGAAUUGAACUACAGUCCUCUGGAAGAGCAGCUCUUAACUGUUGAGCCAUCUCUCUAUCCCCGACCUACUGCUUUGUAAUAGAAAAGCAGACAUAGAUGAAACAGAAACAACAACACUGCCUGGAGCUCUCCAUGGAAGCCAGCAGUGCACAUAUCACCAGGAUGUAGUAUUUAGAUGACAUAAACUUAUCCACAUUCAAACUGUUUACCUCCCCAACCAGUAUCUUCCCCAAAGCCAAAACAAUCUUGCUCCAAAAGCCACAACAGAAAUGCCUACAAAUUUUAAAUACUCCUUUUAAAGACAAGUGGCAUCGUUUUGCUGUUCGCAGCAGUGCAGACAUAACUGUUCCAAGUUUAGCUACUGAAUCCAUUUAUUUAUAGCAAUCACAUUCUGUGUCUUGGCAGCAGAAUCACAGACUCGGAAAUAUAGUAGGCAAUAGCCUCAAACUGCUUCAUAUUGUUCCACUAUUUAAAAUGGUAGGGAACUUCAACUCAGUAAAAAGGUGACAGUGGCUGACGUGGAAGGCACUUCUAAAACCUCAUUAGUAGGAAGGCAGUCAUUACCAGGGUCUCUCUCUGAGUCUCAUGAUGAAAGCAUUGGCAAAUGCCGAGAGAAAGGUUAGGGGGAAGUGAGGUAAACUUAUAACUUAGACAGGAGGGAAUAAAAGGAGAAAGGAAGAAAACAGUCAAUUCUUCUCUGGCUGUAACAGUGCAUAACCACAUGGCCCGAGCAAGUACCCAAGAGUGUCUCUCUGCAGUCAAGUCCAUUCACACUAAGCACUGUCUAAAGAAUCAGUAACUCAGCAUCAUCACUGUUUUACAAACAGGAAAGCAGCAGCUUUGAGAAUUUGCUUAAAGGUGAAUUAGGAAGGGGACCUCUGCUGACCACUUUGAGAUCAGAGUAUCUGCAGGCACGAGGAGGCUUGGUACCUCUAUGUCUGCUUUCUGAGCAAGGCCUCCCUGUGAAAUGCUGGUAGCCUGGACUCCUCGUGGGAACCUCUUGAGCGCUGGGCUUACAGGCCCAAGGCACUACAUCCAGCUCAUCCACACGGCUCUUUAAAGCCAACACUGCUAACACAGUUAAAACUACUGGAUUUAGUGCAAGUCUUCUAAGAGGGUUUGCAUGUAAAUUAAGAACCAGUCACAACUUUCCCAUUUACAAAAUUGAACAUUAAAAUAAAAGCACCACUCUACUCUCAAGAGAUACAAAAUGUUUAAUUCAAAUGACCAUAAAGGAUUAAAAACUAUUUGUCCACCAUAUGUAAGUCAGUAAUACAACAUGUCAUAUAACUCCCUGUUCUUCUUACGAAUAACUAAAAACCAAAAACCAAAAAAAAAAAAAAAAAACCCAGUUCAGUCUAAUAAAGAUGGCCUUAUAGCACUUAGCAUAGUAAACUGUAAUGCUUUAGACAAGUGUCUCCAAAAUGCCAAAUCCAGUAAGUGGGACACUCUAGGCUGCUGGUAAUGCUUCUGAAGAGACUAUUUUUGUCUACCUUUGUGGUAGUUUCCUAGAAAAAUCUAUAACCCAUAAUAAUCUGAGGCUGGACAUUAAUCUAUUUUGGCUCUUGAUUUUCAGUUAAUUUCAGUGGCAAUUACAGGUAAGUAUUUCCUCAAAGUGUUCUCUCUGUCUUAGUGGCUCUUAGCUCUUAGCCAUGUCUUAAAGUUUGGCUACACACAUGGAUUACUCCACCUCUGAGGAGUGCGUCCAACAGUGCCUUUGAUUGACGUGACUGUCAAGAGUGAUCAUUAUAAGGGAUCUAUUUCCAAUGUUCUCUGGUCUAUUAGUUCACUUGCAGUUUUCCAGCUGACCAUUGGCCAAAUGCUCACCUAGGACUAGGUGGUACCAAACUGACAAUAAAUAUAACAUUUGAAACCCUGUAGAAGAAAGGUCAAAUAAUUGUUAUUGGCUGCUACUUAAAGUGACUUAUUCACUAUGAUAACAUAAAGAAAAUAACUUCUCCAUUGUUUUCUUCUGAUGCUCUAUAUAAUUUAAAGAAUGUUGGAAGCGUUGACUUAAUAACCCUUCUGUGAGGAAACAAGUGAGACCAUCAGUGUUAAUGUAGUAAAAAUAUGAACAAGUUAAAAGCAUUUCUUUUCUAGUCAGACUUAAUAACAAGUUCCCCCUACCUUUGGCACACAAAAGGCUUUUAAUAGAUGGUAUGCAAAAUGCAUACAGUAAAACAAAACUUUAAGAUUAAUUGUAAGAAAUAAGACAUGAAAUUACUCCUUCUCUUGUACAACCAGAACCCAAAAGAUGACCUAUGCGAGUAAGUAAUUCCACUGAGACCUCCAUGAUCACCCAUAGUGGGGACAGUCUGUCAUUCAGUGGUGAAGACUCAUUUUGAGAGUUAAAACUCACUGACUUGGACAGGAGGCAAUGAUGGGAUUCAUCUUAGUGUUUCACGAUGGGAACUUUUGGAGAUUUCCUUGCAUCUAGUAACCCCAUGCAGCCCAGGUCUUGUGCUGACUGCGGAACCCAGGUUAUAUUUGCAGGGCGAGGACAGUGCAUCAACUCUCCGAGACUAGCACAUUUUAGAGGAUGUAGCCUAGAAGCAUGAUCGACCCAAAAGCACUAAUGACUUGGACUCACUCCUUGGGGGUCGAGAGGGAUUUUGGGGGAAGCCUGUCAUUCUAUCAAGGGAGUGGCCUGCAUGCUUGACAUUGAGACUGGCAUUGGUUCCUCAUCACAUUAUAUUUUGAGCUAUACAGUGUGACAUUGGUAUUAAAAACUAAUACUGUAUUAAUUUAAAUUAUUUACCUGAUAUAAGUGUACGCUGUAGACCCUUGACUCACAGAUAACCUUCACAGGAGAACACUCGUUCAGAUUGCAAUUGGUCUGUUACUUCUCAUGAGCAGACACUUACUUUAUAAAAGAAACCCACGGCAAUAUUUUCAAAAUGUUGCCACUCUUAUUGAUAUGUUAUCAGUGAUAUUCCUAUUCUUUAAUUCACAAGUGAAUAUAUCAAAAUAUAAAAAAUACACAGCUUGAGUCAUUUUUUUUACAGCUUUAAGAAAACACUGACAGCGCAGUCUAUGAAAUGCCAUGUAUUACCUUAACCUCAAGUGAAAUAAUAAAAUAGAAAUUCAUUGAUUCAUGUGAGUAAAAAUAAUAUUCCUUCAAAAUAGGCCUUGCCACACAUACACAGAAUAUAGUGCAAAUUAAAUCAUCACAUAAUUAAAAUAGCCUCAAAACUGUAUCUCCUUGACUACCCGACUCUAACGCCUCCUUCUAGGUGUAUGAUAAUUUUGGAAAGACCAAAAUUUAUAAAUCUUGUUAAAGUAAAAAGCUUUCUGGUGCAUUAAAAUAAUAUUAACCUCACUUACUUCUUUUUAAUAGCAAUGUUUUCAACAUGUUUCAUGUCUCAGCACUUGUGAAAUAAAAUUUUAACUUGGAAAAAUAUUAUAACAGCAUAAUUAAUUAAAAAAAUACAGCGAGCUAGGUCAACGUCAGUUUGUAGAGAGGUCAGGUACUCUGAGCUUUCCUUCUUCCUGAGGGCAGAAGGAGGGUGGCAGGAGCUCUUUCCCGAGCACAGUGAGCUCCCUGCUCUUGGAAAUGCAGGCUUCUCCAAACGCCCACUUGCCCUGUGUGUGACACAUGCUUUACAUACUAUGGGUUAGCCUGGUGCUAUUUCUUCUUGGAAGGAACCCAGAAAAGGACACAGAGAAGAACAAAACCUCACAGGCAAAGUUUCAUGAAGUAUAAAGUCAUCUUGCCUCAGUCGUCAUUCAGCACAUGUCACAGGAAGAAACCAUAGGAAUAUAAAAUAUGAAAAGUCUUUAAAAUCCAGACAGCAAGUGUAAAAACAGACGCAUGAAAGUUCAGAGACAGGCUUAAAGAAAUGAGGUAUGAUCCAGUCAUUCUGCUACAACGUGUCUCUGUAUUACGUUAUGACUGCAUUUCAAAGGUGCAAAGUCAGCGAAUCAUACCUUCUGCUGCUGUGCUCACACAAUCCUUCCGGUCACCAAUAAUGCAUGUAAAAAGAAUGAAGCCAACUGUAUGAGUACACGAUAAGCUUAUCUGCCCCAGAAGAAGGCAAAUCAGAAGUAAAAACGUAAGCAAACAGUUUGUAUUAAUAAUAAAUACAGCUUCGAGCAUUUAACAUCAUCAAUAUUUUAAAAUUUUAAAUAAAUGCAAGUAUUUUAUACAGAACUGUACCAUUUAUUAUACACAUAGUAUAUCAUUUCCCUUUGUUCACAAAGGCUGGUUGAUAGUAUGGAAUGUUACAGUACCACCUUGAAUAAAAUUUUAGUACAAUUCUGUACUUGAAAAAGGGUGCAAAACACCAGCCUCAAAAAUCUGAAUGGAAAUAUCUUUCUUUUUAAAAAGUACAUCAUUAACACACACACAACAGACUAUACAUAAGCUCACUUUUAUCAACUGAAGAUGUGGUAGCAGGUACGAUGUAGUGUUCCUUAUCCCACCCAGCAAGAUCA